AAAAUUUUUCAGAUGACAAAAUAAAUCUACAUCUAAACUAAAGAUUUGAAAUAAAUGUUAAAGGGACUGUAAGCGGGAUUUCAAGUGAACCUCCGGGCAAGGAUGGCAAUGCCUGAUUAACAACGAUACCUUUAAAGGCUUUCUCCAGUCAAGCAUAAAAAAGAUUUCCAUGUUUUUGUUACGUUUCACUUUUCAUUUUCAUUUGCGGUUUUUCUAACUUGCAUAUUUCUUGCUUCUUAGAAGGAAUGGAGAAAUUAUCAGAAUUAAACACCUUUCGAGUAAGAAAAGCAAGAACAUCUUCCACAUUUUUUUACCAGAUUUAGGUUUCCAUGGAUACUGUUGUAAAUCGCCUUUUCAUGGACAGUCUCUUCAAAUUUCAUGUACGGUCCCUUUAACCGACCAUUCAAAGGUUAACAUUUGAUCAGCUGACGGAACAGUUAAAAAUAGCUUUCAUGUGGUUAAAUGAAUAUAGGAUCCCUUGAACAUGAAUGUGAGGUUUGUGAUUCUAUUGGUUUAUUUGGUGAAGCUAAGUUUGGGUCAAAGGAAGGUUGUGGGAGACAUCAAAGAACAGAGGAUAAGUUUAACUGCUGGAGUAGAUGAAAGGGAGGAGAGGGUGUUCAGACGACCUCCAACUUAUCUAAUAAUAGCGAGCAGGGUGGUUCGGCCUAACACCAUAUACCAGGUGAUUGUAAGUCUUCUAGAAGAGUCCCCUCCUGCCCGCGUUCACGCUGCUCUCACCAGGGACGAAGUUGAGGUGUUUGGAGAUCAUGUAAACCUACAACCUUUGGAAUCUAAACCAAUCCUUCUCCAGGUUCCCCCGGGUAACAAUAUAGACUCUGUUUACCGCCUACGGAUAGAAGGAUCAGUUUUAGGAGGAGGAGCAGUUGUAUUUGAGAAUGAAACUAUUCUAGAGUUCUCCAGACAAUUUCUUGCCAUAUCCAUUUACACUAACCAAGCAGUCUACAAUGGGGGGCAGGACGUCAGAAUAAGAGCUGUGAUGUUAGAUACUGGAAUUCAACCCUACACAGAUAUUGCUGAUCUUUUUAUUAUAGAUCCUGACGGAUUUGUGAUCAGAAAGUGGAAUUCUAAACAAAUAAACAAUGGGAUUCUGUCAGGAGUCUUCUGGUUACCUGAGUUCCCAAAGGUUGGAUUCUGGACAGUACGUGUUGAGACUCAGGGUCAGAGAGAGGAUCUUCGUAUUAAAGUUGAGAAAUAUUAUCUUCCCAAGUUUGAAGUAUAUGUGCGGAUGCCUCCGUUCAUCCUAGAAACAGAGAAUGUAAUCUCUGUUAAUGUUCUAGGUUUAUACCUGUUUGAAAAGCUUGUAAAAGGUGAUGUUCUGGUCAGAUGGUAUGCUAAGAUUAGUGAUGGAUUCUACCCUUUAUAUCAGGAUAGUGUUCAAUACCGUUCACAGUAUGCACAUCAUCAAAAUAGAUAUAAGAACAGAAACAUAUCUGAUGAACAAGUGUCUAAUCUGACCCUGUCCGAUCCUGAGAGGUAUGGGACGUUGGAUUCAUCUUUUAGUCCAAACAUUGAAGCUACUCCUGUUAAUAAGUGGACUUAUAUUAGUUCGGAACAAAGAUAUUUCCAUCAAAAAACCGAUACGAAUGAAGAUUUUUACUUGCAAAUUGCUGACAUCAAGAGGCAAAUGGGAAGUUUGACUAACAUUCAAAUAAGAGCAGAGGCAUUUAUCACAGAAUACUAUUACAACAGCACUCAAAGAGGAUUUUGUGAUUCAAAACUAAUUAAUCCAACCCUAACUUUAAAGUUUCUUGGCAGUGAACCAAUGGUAUUUAAACCUGGGAUGUUAUUUGAAGGAACAGUUUCAAUAACCUAUAGUGACUAUGUUCCACUUUCUAAAGAUGAUUUGAAAGAAUCUUCUCUUAAUAUAAAUAUAAGAGCUAAGAAGCAAGAUGGAACUGUUGAAAACUUGCCCUCAAUAUUUAUCCCCAAAAGUUUGACGAGUGAUUUUAGUGCUUUUCAAGACAUUGAUUGGUUGACCCAUUAUGGUCAACUAUUUGGCUCUAAGGCAGCAGAAGACACAGAAAAAAAUAUUAAUCCAGCGGCAUUCUUUACUGACGAUGUAGACAAGAACACAGAGUUUAUAUUUUAUGAAAUCUAUGCCAGAGAGAAAUCAUUUGAAGAGUUUCGAAACACUGGAGUUCAUAGAUUUAGAUUUAAGGUGCCAAAGCUAACAGAAGAGCUUUAUCUUAGUGCUACCUACAGUGAUUCAAUCAGCUCCAGGGAUACAUUUGCAGAGACUACAGUCUACGGGGCUUAUGGGCCAAAAGACAAAUUUAUUCAUGUGCGGUCCAGUACAAAGAACAUUUCUGUUGGACACUAUGUUGUUUUUCAUGUACAAAGUAAUUUUCCUUUGCCCAGCUUCGACUGGAUUAUUGUUUCUAAGAAUAUUCUUGUAGCAUCUGGUAGAGAGUAUGGAUCUGACAUACAUCCAGCAGUAACUACGUUUAGUAUAGUUGUAUCUUCAGAGAUGGCUCCUGGAUUCCAUAUUAUGGUUUAUUCAGUUUUUAAACCAGAUGAUUACCUACUUUCAGACUCCGCAUAUUACCCUGUAAAUACAUUCAAUAGACACAAGAUUGAAUUCAAACUUAAUCAGGUGAAGGAUCACUCAAAGAAUACUGUAGAAGCUAUAUUUAGGGGAGAUCCUGGUGCUGUGUUUAUAACCUCAGUAACAAGAACUUUCUUUUAUUCCUCCCAGGGAAAAAAUUCAAUCACUGAAACAUCAAUUUUGGAAAGUUUGCACACAUUUGAACAGUCUCAACAGCACAUUCAUAAAUUGUAUACAACAGACAGAGAUGCUUUAUACCUUGACAAGGUUACAUUUUACCCUUCUAUGGACUAUGGAGUGGAUGCCAAAAGAACAUUUGAGUCAAAGGACAUGUUGGUUUUCACAGACUAUGUAUUUAUAACCCAAACCCCAUUAACAAGACAAUGUAAUAUAAGUUUAGGUAUGUUUCCAUGCCUUCAUAAAGGCUGCUAUACUGAGGCUCAAAUCUGCAAUGGUCAAAAAGAUUGUGAAGAUGGAUUGGAUGAGAGCCAAUGCAAAGAAGAAUUUUUAGAACUUCAAAAUGACAACCUGGGUUUUAAGCUUUCGCGCUUUAAUAGGUUUACAGAUUAUUUUGAAAGUGGGGUUGACAUAUGGGGAUGGUUUGACAUAAAUAUGGAUGAAGACAGAGAACAGUUCAACACUAUUGAAGUGCCUUUAAUCACUGAUAGUUGGUUCUUUAGUGCAUUCAGUAUAAGUAAGACAAAUGGAAUUGGAAUAAUAGAUCCACUUGAAUAUGACACUAUUCGUCCAAUACAUUUUGUUUGUGAAGCUCCUUCCAAGGUUCAUAGAGGGGAGUCAGUGGGCAUCAGAUGCAUAGUAAUGAAUCGUUCACCUGAAGAUUUGGAAUGCUUGUUAACACUUAAGGGUUCUGAUGACUAUGAGUUUAUUCAUGUUGAAGAGUUUGGGUAUGUGACAAGCUAUUCCCCAAGAACAAGCAAAGGUGAUCAUCAACAUCUUGUAUAUGUUCGAGGAGAAAAUGAAGUGGAUGUUCAUUUUCCAAUCAAGCCUGUUCUUUCCAGUGAUCAAGGUUUUAUUUCAGUUGAUUUGAGUAUCUCAACUCAAAUAAUGUCCUUAAGUCAAAUUGUUUCUAUUGAGAUAAUACCUGAGGGCAGUAUAGUACACAGGCAUACGUCUGUACUUCUUGAUUUAAAGAGUCGAGCAUUUGAGCUUGAGUUCAUGAAUAUAAUAGUAGAUGAAUCACCUAUUAUACCUUAUGAAAUAUAUAGACGUUAUAUAUUUGGAAGUCCAUAUGGAAAGUUUUCAUUAAGCGGUGAUGUAAUCGGUCCAACAUUUAUUGAUGGGAACCCUAUCUCUCUUGAGUCUAUGUUUCCAGAUGGGAAUGGGAGGUUUGGGAAAGGAACAGAAUAUCAUACAUUCAACCUUGCUUCAAAUGCUUGGCAACUUCACUAUUUCAGGCUUACCAAUCAACUACAGUCAAAUUGGGAGUUGACAAAAAGUGUAUUUGAACAAAUGAAUGUUGAAUAUGCAGCAGUAAUGAGACGUUACAGCUCUCAGGGCUGGGUUUCAAACUGGGAUGCUGCCAAACCAUCAGUUUGGUUAACUGCAUGGAGCAUUAGAAUAUUUGAAACCAUCUCAUUCCAAGAUUGGGAAGAUUAUAUUUAUGUAGAUCCUGAAAUUUUCCAAUCCUCAGUUCUGUGGUUGAUAAAUUAUCAAAAUAAAAAUGGAGCCUUUUUUGAAACUGAAUUUUAUACAAACCCUUUACAUAAAGCUAUGGCCUGUAAAAUAGGACAAGGAAAUAAAACUAUAGCACUAACAUCUCAUGUUCUAAUAUCUCUUCAAGUUACUGCAGAUAAAAUACAAGGAGAAACAAAAAAAUAUGUUGCACAUGCAAGAAAAAGAGCCGUUCACUAUUUAGAAAAAAAUUUGCCAAUGAUUGAGGAUCCUUAUGACCUGGCCAUAACUGCCUAUGCUCUAGCACUCUCUCGAAGUGCUGAAGCAGAUGCUGCAUAUGGAAAACUAAUGAAAAUGAAACGGAUUGAGAGUGGAAAGGUUUAUUGGAGUCCAACUAAAAUUGAAACACACAGAGUCAGAUAUGAGUUUAACAGACCAUUUCUAGAGGCUAAAUCAAAACAACCCAAUGAUGCUCUUGCAGUAGAAGCUACUGGUUAUGCUCUGCUUACUUUAUUCUUGGUUGAAGGAGGUGGUGUUACAAUUUUACAGGAUCAGAUAGUUGAAUGGCUCAAUACCAUGAGACUAGGUGUUGGGGGCUUCAUAGCAACCGUAGACACUAUUAUUGCUUUGGAAGCAUUGGUAACAUACAGUUAUAACUCAAGAAUUAAGGACUUAACUGAUCUUAAUAUUAAGAUUGAUAUUCCAGACUCCAAUAUUACCCAUUUUAUCAAAAUAAAUGGUGAUGAAGUAUCUAGGCUUCAAACAUUUGAUAUUCCUAAUGUUUGGGGGCAUAUAAAUAUGUAUGCUACAGGGGCUGGUCAAGCACUUGCCCAAAUGGAUAUAAACUAUGGAAUUGAUUACGAACCGUUCAAGGAUACUCCUCCAGAAGAUUGUUUCAAAUUGUCCAUAUAUGAGAGCUUUAGAGGAAGAAAUAAAUCUGAAAUUGAUGUUCGCAGUUGCUUCAGCUGGACAUGUACUAAUGAAAGUGAGAACUCUGGAAUGGCAAUGUUAGUUGUAGAUAUUCCAACAGGAUAUAUAAUGCUGCAGCCUGAUGCAAACAAAUUAGUGCGAUCUGGUAUAAUUCCAACUCUGAAGGAUGCAGAUGUGGAAAAACCUGGAAAGACUAUUUGGUACUUUGAGUAUAUUACUGCAAGUUCUCAGUGUUUUACCCAUUCUAUUAGACGAUAUUUCCCCGUGGCAAAUCUUACAAGGACAAGACAAGCAGUCAUAAUUGAGCCACUGAGACCAGAAAAAUUUCAUGUUACAACAUUUAAUGCCACAUCUUUGUACAUUUUAAGCAUCUGUGAGGUUUGUGGAUCAUAUCAGUGUCCAUAUUGUCCAUUUUAUUCCUCAUCUAAUCCGUUAAUUCUUCAUCCCAUCAUAUCUUUCAUUACUUGCAUAUUUUCUCUACUUAAAAUAUAGUUGAUUUAAACCUGAA
Messenger RNA from Eurytemora carolleeae, 5636 nucleotides. Its product is annotated as CD109 antigen. Lineage: Eukaryota; Metazoa; Arthropoda; Copepoda; Calanoida; Temoridae. Bases 485 to 5620 code for a protein of 1711 amino acids. The transcript is spliced from 10 exons. The record is from RefSeq and is a predicted model, not a curated record. Gene Ontology annotation, cellular component: extracellular region. Gene Ontology annotation, molecular function: protein binding; endopeptidase inhibitor activity.